UAAAAAAACAAGAGGAUAACGCAAAACCCUCCUUUCCGCCUUCAGCUUCUUCGUCCAAACAAUCAAAGAGGGAAGAACAAUGGCUGCCUCUUCGGCUUUUCUUUCCACUUUUGUUUCGCCUCAAGCCCUCUCCUUCCCACCCAAAUCCUCCUCUUCUACGCGUCUCCUCCUUCCCACUAACGUGCGCAUGGUACGAACUGUGACUCUAGCCACCACUUCGAAUCCCGCCACUGGCACCCGUACGCCACGCGGCAUCACGAAGCCGCGUAGUGUUACGCCCGACAUGCAGGCUUUCGUCGGAGUUCCCGAAAUUCCCCGAACUCAAGCUCUUAAGCUGAUUUGGGCUUACAUUAAAGAGCACAAUCUUCAGGACCCUGAUAACAAGAAGAUGAUAAAUUGUGAUGAGAAGCUGAAGAAGAUAUUUGGAGGGAAAGAUCGGAUCGGAUUUCUUGAAAUUGCUGGGUUGAUUAGUCCUCACUUUCUCUGAUGAAUUCGAGGGGGAGAGAGAGAGGUCAGAAAAUAGGUAGAAACUUGUGUUCGUUGUGGCCUAUCUGUUCAUUGAGGAUGGUGAAGAAAACCAUGCUUUUUGCCUUAGAUUACUACUGUUUUUUAGCAUUGCUACUUGCGUACAGAAGUACCUUCUUAAGGGUUUCGUUUCGUAGACUGUUUUAUGCAAUAUUUUUAUUGCCAUCAAAGUUUAUGCAUUGUUAUCUUAUCAUUCUCAGAUCUUUUGAUUCUAUGAAAACUGUGUAUAAACGGCUUAUAGUC
Hibiscus syriacus is the source of this 768-nucleotide messenger RNA. RefSeq lists its product as uncharacterized. The transcript is spliced from 2 exons. Bases 80 to 487 code for a protein of 135 amino acids. NCBI's taxonomy places the organism in Eukaryota, Viridiplantae, Streptophyta, Magnoliopsida, Malvales, Malvaceae. The record is from RefSeq and is a predicted model, not a curated record. Gene Ontology annotation, cellular component: nucleus.